AUGUGCGUGGACUUCGAGGACAUUAUUGCCUGCCAGUACAGAAGACGCCAGAGAAACGAUGCAGGGAAAAAGCUACAGGAAAGAAGAGGUGGUGUUGGCAGGUCCAUUAGUACCGCUGAGGCGGGCAGCGCAGUCGAGGCAGACACGCCAGUGAAGAGCGUCCUGGCGUGGGGGCCGCGUGCUAAGGACACGCGGGAGAAGGCCGGCCCACCAGCAGCUGGGAAAGAUGAGACUUCUCGGAUUGCGCCUGGCGGUGAGCAGGCCUUGGUGGGCCCUGGGGUCGGGGCUGAGGAGGCGCUGGAUGCAUCGGCGGCGGUGACAGGCACAGCCUGGCUGGAGGCCGAGAGACCAGGCCUGGGCGGAGUGACCGCAGAGGCGGGCAGCGGCGACACCCAGGCCCUUCCAGCCACGCUCCCGACUCCCGAAGAGGCCCUCGGGACGUCCUCGACGUCCGCAGCCACCUUCAAGGCUACGGAGGCCAGUGAACCACCCUCCCCCACCCCUGGCGACAAGCCGAGCCCAGGCCCCGAACUCCCCAAGGACAGCCGCAUGGAGGUUUGGCUGAAUCUGGGAGGCAGCACACCUGACCCUCGGCCGGAGCCCACGUAUCCCUUUCGGGGCACACUGGAGCCCCACCCAGCGUCAGAUAUAAUUGACAUCGACUACUUUGAAGGAUUGCAUGGUGAGGGCCAUAGCGCCAACCUGGGGAGCUUCCCUGGGACGCCAGGUACCUCAGAGCACCACCCUGAUCCCCAGGGAGAGACUCCUUCCUGGAGCCUACUUGACUUAAACGAUGACUUAACUCCCUUUGAGGAGUCUGAUUUCUACCCUACCACAUCCUGCUAUGAUGAUGUGGAUGAAGAGGAGGAAGAAGAGGAGGACAAGGAUGCAGUGGGAGGCGGAGACCUGGAAGAUGAAAAUGACCUUCUAGUGCCCACUGAGAAGCCUGGUCUGGGGCCUGGGACAGGCCAGCCCACCAGUCGGUGGCACGCUGUCCCUCUGCAGCAUACUCUGGAGAUGGUCCCCGGCAGCAGCAUCGCCCUCAGGCCCCGCCCAGGAGAGCCAGGCAGGGACCUAGCCCCGAGCGAGAAUGGCACCGUGUGCCGCAGUGGCUUUGUGAGACAUAACGGUUCCUGCCGGUCAGUGUGCGACCUCUUCCCAAGUUACUGUCACAAUGGCGGCCAGUGCUACCUGGUGGAGAACACUGGGGCCUUCUGUAGGUAA
Molecule: messenger RNA, 1224 nt
Organism: Bubalus bubalis (water buffalo)
Lineage: Eukaryota; Metazoa; Chordata; Mammalia; Artiodactyla; Bovidae
Product: chondroitin sulfate proteoglycan 5-like
Biological process (GO): nervous system development
Source: RefSeq, a predicted model, not a curated record